This is a messenger RNA of Tripterygium wilfordii, 1060 nucleotides long. Its product is annotated as probable protein ABIL5. Lineage: Eukaryota; Viridiplantae; Streptophyta; Magnoliopsida; Celastrales; Celastraceae. The transcript is spliced from 8 exons. The coding region runs from base 286 to 969 and encodes 227 amino acids. The record is from RefSeq and is a predicted model, not a curated record.
AGGUCAUAUAAAUCUGAGUUCAGUGGAAAACCAAAGCCAGAUGGUGUGAGAGAAAAAAGUCUGUGAGACUUGUGACUCAGAGACUGCUUUUGUCUGGGGCUAAAGAACACAAGAUCACGGGGCAGCAAUGUUUCUUUUGUCAUCUUUUGCUUCCUUUUGAUUUGUUUGACACACAAGCUUUUGUCCACUUCCGUAAAAAGAGAUAAGGAGAGCUUAUAUAUGUAUAUGUAUACCACUCUUGUUUUUCAUCUUGAACUGUAAUUAUUGAGGGAGGAAGCUGUGAGAAUGGAAAUGUUGAAGUCAGAAUCCGAGUCUGAAGACGCCAUUCGCUUCCAAAAAUCUCUACAAGAGCUUAAAGAAUUGCGCUCGCAGCUCCAUUACGCAGCAGAUUACUGUGAGUCGACAUUUGCUAAUUCCACGGAGAAGAAAAUGGUUGUGGAUAACACAAAAGAGUACAUAUGCAAGGCCGCGGUCACUGUUGUUGAUCAUCUGGGAAGCGUUUCAGCCAAUCUUGAUUGCCUAAUUUCAAAGGCCAAGGCAUUUUCUGAGGCCGAGCUUCGAAUUGAUACUCUCAGACAAAGAGUUCUGUCAUGUGAACAAUAUGCUCACAAGCUUGCUCUUACUAAAGUAAAAUGGAAUCCGACUUUACCAAGCUAUCACCGUCGCUACUUAUCCACAUCAAUCAGAGCUGUUGAGAGGUCGAACGAAGACUUCAGGGACUUUGAUCAGAAAGUUUUGGACAAAUACGCUCAAAUAUCAACUUCAUCGGCUGAUAAAAAGGAAUCUGGCUCUGUUGCAGCAGUGUUGCCUGUUGGAGAUGGCAUCUCAAUACUCUCAUCAAGAGGUCCAAACCCUACAUUCCAUUUUCAGCUGGGUACUGAUAAACACCGACGCAACGCCUUAUUAAGGAGAUCGCUGCAUGGUUCAGAAAUCUUGUCACUCAUUAGAAGGACUAAACGAACGACAUGAUAAAAAAUUUUGGCAUGUAUUUUCUUUUAUUUGAUUGCUGUCUGUGGAAACUUCCCUUUGUGAAAAUGUUAGUAUUGUUCUUUCAUUAUUA